Molecule: messenger RNA, 919 nt
Organism: Panicum virgatum (switchgrass)
Lineage: Eukaryota; Viridiplantae; Streptophyta; Magnoliopsida; Poales; Poaceae
Exons: 3
Coding region: 129-767 (212 amino acids)
Source: RefSeq, a predicted model, not a curated record
CCCGUCCUUUUCCUCCCCGCAGGGUUCAAAUUCGAAUCCCGGGACCCUCCUCUGAAGUCCAAAUCCCCCAACAGAACUCGUCCUCUUUUCUUUUAGCGAUUGAAUCGAGUAAUCCCAAACUGAGGCUGAUGGGGAUGGAAGCGAAAUGCGGUGGCCUGGCCGUCGCUGCCGGCGCCACGGUCCGGCGGCCGCUGCAGCAGCGGGACACCAACGUGGCCGCGUCCACGGUGGUGGUCGCCAAGGCCGCGCCCAAGGCCAAGGCGAAGCCACCGAAGGCCGUGACGAGGCUGGCUGCUUCGCCUUCACCGCUCCUACCGCCGCCGCCGCCGCCGGUAGUGGUGGUGAAGCCGCGGGUGAAUGCUGAGUGCGGUGCGGCGGCCGUGCUGACCGCGGCGGAGGUGUCGCUCGCGGAGGAGCUCGAGAGGGCCCGCGAGCGGCGAGGCCGGCUGCGGGAGGCGAGGGAGCGGACGGAGCGGGAGAUGGAUUGCCGAGCGGAGGCGCUGGACCGGGAGGUGGCGGAGUGGGAGCGCCGCGCGGGCGAGCAGCGGAGGCUCGUCGCCGAGCUCAUGCGCCUCGUCGGGAUGCCCGAGGCCUAUACUCCUGUGGAAUCGCUGAGAUCCAGGGAGGAGAGGAAGCGAAGAGAGGCGAUUGGUCCUUCGGUUUCCAGGGGUUCCACCUCGACAGCAUCAACAUUGCCGGCUGAUGUUGGAUCAGAAUCCUGUAGAGUGACAAAAGAGACGGUGAAAACAACAGAGAUCGCAGCAUGAUUUUGUGCCACGGCCCACGGGCUCGGUUCAGCUGAAAACACGCUUGUGCCUCUGUUCUUUUCUCGUAUAAAUUGUCAGUUGUGAAUGAAAUCAAAUGGCUUGUUUGAGUGCUUUGAUCUGAAUAUUAUGGGAAUCCCACAAAUUUACUUCAA